UUAGACGCAAGAUACCCAAUUCUUUGAACUUGAGAAGCCCAACAGUCUUUGAACUUCUGAAACCCAAAUUCUCUACGCCCAAAGCCCUGAGCUCCGAUUCUGCUUCCAAGCCAUGGAUUUCCUUCUGAAUUUGCAUAAUCAAGGUGAACAGAAGCAAAAAUAGAGUUGAGUUUGCACCAGUGGGAAUCAAACCAUCUGUUUCCACCUACAGAGGUCAUCCAAGACUCUCUUGACAGGUUAAAAAGCUUUGGUAGAAUCUUGGCCAUCCAAGCAUAGAAGCCAGGUCCAACAUCACUACACGUUAAUUUUCCGAGUAGAGAUUGGAGAAAAGUCAGGCUAUUGUACCACGUAUAUUAAUAAAACCACCAACAGAGAGACACACACAGAGAAGAGAUUCCAAAGUUAUUGGAAGUCAUCCCACCCAACAGUGGCAAAAGGAUUUAAGAUGGAGGGUAGUCUUGCUGAAGAGCUUUACUCAGAAAGUUUGAAGCUAUCAAAGAUAGACUUGGGUUCUUCUUCAACUGCCAUUAGUAAAGAAGGUGAUUCACAUGAUUUUGAUGGGGAUGACUUGCAGCAAGACGAUGGAGCUAUAUGGGAUAAUUCCGGAGAUGAAUUGGAUGAAUCAUUUGAAUUGGACAGGGAAUGGCAGAGGAGACAUGACCAAUUUCAUACACAUGGAUAUCGUGAAGGUAUUUCUGCAGGAAAAGAAGCUUCUGCACAAGAAGGAUUUAAUGUUGGCUUUAAGCAAUCAGUCCUUGUUGGGUACAACUGGGGUGUUGUAAGAGGUGUUACCAGUGUGUUGGCAUCCCUUCCAGAUGGGUUAAAAGAAAGGUUAAUUGAAACACAAGAAAAGAGAAAUGAAUUCAAGGUCUUGUAUGAAUCUGUUCACUCUCUUUCAACAGCAGACGCUCUUAAGCUUUUUAACGAUGAUAUCAUGGCAAAAAAAGCUCUGGAACGAAGUGAAAAUGCUGAGGAUAGUUCUCAUGUAGCUGGUAUGCAAGAGCAAAGUUCAGACUGCAGUCGUCUAGAAAAUUACUUCGGAGAGCUCCAAGCACUUCUUUCAGAAUCUCCUGCACUCGAAGUACAUUUUCCUGUAGAAAAGUAGACAGGGUUGUGGCUUCUGUACAAUUAGCCACUGUAUUUUAGAUUCGGAAAUAAUGCCUUGUAUUACAAAAUAUUUUUAUUUAAAAAAAAAAAAAAAAAAAAAUUGAGGAAAAGAACUCCUCAACUUGACAGCAUUUAUUGUUGAAUUUAUUCUAUUGAUGAAAAUCUAAUCAGUUUGGUUCAUUA
Messenger RNA from Corylus avellana, 1290 nucleotides. RefSeq lists its product as uncharacterized. Lineage: Eukaryota; Viridiplantae; Streptophyta; Magnoliopsida; Fagales; Betulaceae. The record is from RefSeq and is a predicted model, not a curated record.